AUGGCUGUUGGCAGCUGUUUCUGCGGCAAGGUCCGAGUCGAAUACAACGGCCAACCUCUAACAACGGCACUGUGUCACUGUCUUGAUUGUCGCAAGAUUACGGGGUCCCUCUUUACGUUCAAUCUUCUCGUUAAAACUGCCGAACUAGAUAUCUCCGGAAGUCCAAAAGAGAUAGUAAAAACAUCAGACAGUGGAAAUACUAUCAAGAACUACUUCUGUCCUGACUGUGGCACGCCGAUUUUUGGACAUAAGAUCAAGCCCAAUGGAGAUCGUAACGAGGUUACGGUCGUCCGGGCGGGAAUCUUUGAUGUUGAAAUGUUGAAUGAAGGGAAGCCUCAGCUGGAGGUAUUCACUGAGAGACGAGUGAAGUGGGUUUGUCCAGUUGAGGGGGCUACUCAAGUUGAUGGGAUGUUGCCAAUACCAUCCGCGUAA
Messenger RNA from Penicillium robsamsonii, 432 nucleotides. RefSeq names its product GFA family protein. The transcript is spliced from 3 exons. The coding region runs from base 1 to 432 and encodes 143 amino acids. The record is from RefSeq and is a predicted model, not a curated record. Lineage: Eukaryota; Fungi; Ascomycota; Eurotiomycetes; Eurotiales; Aspergillaceae. Gene Ontology annotation, molecular function: carbon-sulfur lyase activity.